Molecule: messenger RNA, 1702 nt
Organism: Purpureocillium takamizusanense
Lineage: Eukaryota; Fungi; Ascomycota; Sordariomycetes; Hypocreales; Ophiocordycipitaceae
Exons: 2
Coding region: 12-1529 (505 amino acids)
Biological process (GO): proteolysis
Cellular component (GO): fungal-type vacuole
Molecular function (GO): serine-type carboxypeptidase activity
Source: RefSeq, a predicted model, not a curated record
GACAUUGUGAGAUGAUGUGGCCACGGACCUCCAUCAUCGCGGCAGCGCUCGCCGGUUCUGUUUCCGCUCAACUCCUUUGGAAUACCGGGAUCAGACAUCUUGAUAUCGCAGCAGGAAGUCACGCGACACAUCCGGGGCAGCAAUCACGACUCAGUGGCACUCGGGCGCGUGAUCAUACGGCGCCACUAUUCAAGGCCGGGCAGUUCUCCAUCGGCACACAAGACAAUGCCACCUGUCCGACCUACGGCGAGUCCCAGUGGACGGGGACGGUGGAUGUCUCUGAUACACAUCGAUUGUUCUUUUGGUUCUUCGAGAGCCGCCAUGACCCUAGCAACGAUCCCGUCAUCAUUUGGAUGAACGGCGGCCCGGGCGGCUCAUCGAUGUAUGGUCUGUUCAACGACCUUGGGCCAUGCAUCUUGGAUGGAACGAAUCUGAGCACGAAUCCAUGGGCAUGGAAUAACAACGCUUCCCUCAUCUUCCUCGAUCAACCUGCCGGCGUGGGCUUUGGCUCCUUGGCUGAGGCAGCACACAUGCCGGCUAGCGAUAUGGACGGCGCCGCCGACUUUCAGGCCUUUCUCAACAUCUUCUUUGGGAAAAUAUUUCCCGAAAAGGCACAUCUACCUAUGCAUGUAGCCAGCGAGUCAUACGGAGGCCAUUACGGGCCGGUAUAUCUCAAGCACAUCCUCGACUCCCGCGCCUACGAUUCCAAGUCGGCCUUUUGGGGCAACAUCACCUCCUUGGUACUCGUCAGCGGCAUGGUCGACUGGACAGCAGGUGCCGUAGGCACAUAUGAGCUUCUGUGCUCUGACUAUCGCGGCCGGGAAUUCCUCAACUCGACCGCAUGCGAUAAAAUCCGUUCCGCGACGAUAGAGGUUGAACGCCUGGGGCGGUUGUGUGAUCUGAGCCAAGAUGGCCAUGAAUGUUUCGCUCUGCACUCUUUCUUCAUGGACCAGAUCGACAUAUAUUACCGAGAGCUUAUCGAAAUGGGGAAGAAAAGUCCCUUCAACAUUCACCUGCCAUGCCCAGACCUGCCUUUCUGCUACCCCGGCAAAGCCGAAUUUACAUGGUACCUGAAUCAAGACCACAUCAAGUCAGCCCUUGGCUUCCCGACGUCGUUUACCUUCGAAGCAGUCAACCUCGAGCUCCAUCAGGCCUACGAGGACAGCCGCACCAUGCUCAAGCCGACAACGGGCGAGAUCGCCACAGUCCUGGAUGCGUACAAGACACCAGGCCUGGGAGACAUCCGCGUGCUGGUGCUCAACGGCAACGAAGACUACAUUGUCAACACGCCGGGCCAGAAGUGGAUAUACGACAAGUUGCCCUGGAGCGGACAGCCGGACUACCGCAUCGCGAAGUGGACUGCUCUCCCAGAGGGUUUGGCCGCGACGGGGUUCUGGAAGGGGACAAGGGACGGGCGGCUCGUGUUUGUGGGUGUCGAUGGGGUUGGGCACACCGUUCUGGGCGACGCGCGGGAGGGCAGCCAGCGCAUUCUCCAGCGCUGGUUCGAAGGCGGAUGGAGGCAGGAGUGAUUUGAUGCUUAUCUUGAGCUUCGUCGUCGGGCGACCCGGGUGGCUUGCACAAGGGCUUAUACGCGGCGCUAUGCCAGGCGUCAUGACAUUUAGGCUUCUGUUAGCCUGCGCGGAAUGGCCCAGAAGAAUCUGUGCAGACAGAAAGCUAGAACUACAGACGGUGAAUACACGGG